Molecule: messenger RNA, 180 nt
Organism: Hyaloscypha bicolor E
Lineage: Eukaryota; Fungi; Ascomycota; Leotiomycetes; Helotiales; Hyaloscyphaceae
Exons: 1
Source: RefSeq, a predicted model, not a curated record
AUAGUAUUUAUCCAUGGUCUUCGGGGACAUCCGAUCAAGACAUGGUCAAUCGGCGCUGUUUGCUGGCCUCGAGACUUCCUCGGCCAGCAUAUCGAAAAUGCCAGGAUAGUCGCGUGGGGCUACGACUCCAGUUUCGUGAACGCCACGAAGUUGGCUAGCCAGGUAAGCUUAUGCCAAUAG